Molecule: messenger RNA, 4103 nt
Organism: Ceratitis capitata (Mediterranean fruit fly)
Lineage: Eukaryota; Metazoa; Arthropoda; Insecta; Diptera; Tephritidae
Gene: stac
Product: protein unc-13 homolog 4B
Exons: 17
Coding region: 75-3488 (1137 amino acids)
Source: RefSeq, a predicted model, not a curated record
GAGAACGUGCACACAUUUAUAUAUCGUUUAUCAUAUUACCGGGUAAUAUUAGUGGAUUGAACUAAAACAUUGAAAUGGAUGAAGAAAAGAUGUGGAAAAAUAUGUACGAAAUGUUGCAGGAAGUAAGCCCACCGACCGAUCAUGAAAGCAGGUUGCAGGACACUGACGGUGGUUUCUUCGAAAGGUUUGGCACUCUGUUAAAACAAAAAUCUCACUUAGAAGAGACAGAUCUUAAAACAAAACUAGAGCCGUUCGCUGAUGACAAUGGGAAUGAAAGCAUUAUAACUCCACUUGAAUACAGUGAAAACAUUGCAGCAAUUGAUCAUAAUGAGGAACAUCCAUUUGUUCAGGAGGUGGAAAGCAGCAAGGAAGAAUUAGUGGAAUAUGCAGUAGGAAUGAAUGUCGAAGAUCUUUACGAAGAAAUACUUUUUGAAAUAUGUAAUCAUUUUGGAUGUGAAAGUUAUGAUGUAUGUUCUGAUGAUCUUCUUGACUUCGCUCAGGAAAUAUUUAAAGUGCCAAAUUCAAGGCAUAAUGAAAUCUUGGAUUUGGUUAGACAAAAGGAACCCCCAAAGCUUCGUUUAAAUGUGGAGAUUAUCAAGGCUGAAAAUCUGCUGCCAAAAGACGCUAAUGGGUUUUCUGACCCCUUUACUACAUUAUAUUUGGAAUCUAAUGCAUCACAUCGCUACAACACUUCUGUAAAGCAUACGACCCUGAACCCUAUUUGGGAGGAGCAUUUCUCGUUGCCUAUUACUGAUAAUCCAAAGGAGGAAGUUCUCGUUGUAGAAAUAUGGGAUUUUGAUGCUGCAGAAACCGUUAAAGAUAAAGUGAAUAAAUUGUUUGAUGUUAAGGGUGUCAAGGGACUAAGUAAACUUAUGAAAGAGAUCGCACAAACUGCAUCUACGGGAAAACAUGAUAAUGAAUUAAUUGGACGGGCAACAAUUAAUCUUAAGUCUAUUCCAACUUCGGGUAUAACUGUGUGGUACAAUCUAGAAAAGGGGUCCAAAGGGAAAAGCCGAGGAGCCGUCUUAGUUGGCCUGACCUUGAGUGCAGAAAAAAAUAAACGUGUUGCUAUUCAAGAACACAGGCAUUUGUUAAAUAUAUUGCUUAUAUAUGAGCUGGAGUCAUCGCAAGUAGCUGAGUAUUGGUGGAAUGGAAAAUUUAACAAAAAUGCAGAAAUAAUUCGGUCGCAACAUGCUGUGCAAAGUGGACUUACUAACUUUGAAUGUGCCCUCAGUCAAUGGAUAGUGUAUACGAAGAUCCAUGAAAAUCAUAAACUUAGUUUUACCCUCUUUAAAAAUAUUUUAGAUGUUAUUAUUCCUAUAUUGAAAAUUAUUCAAACAGAUUCGGAUGAUCUGAAAAUAUUUUGGGAUGGAGUGAAAAGAGUUCUACCGUCUUGUUUUGCAAUCGUACGCAAAACUCGAGCUAGAAAUGUUAGUGAUAAACACAUCGUUAGUACACUGUGCGAAGUUUUGGAUAUCAUUUCAAAAAUCAGAACAAUGGGAGAACCGCUAUUUGACAUAUUUCCAGAAAACAUUUAUGGCUUCGUUGUACAAAUGGACGAAAACUCAAAAACCAUUUUAACAGUUUUGAUAGAAGUAAUAAAUACGAGUACAAAGGAAUGGCUGGAAUAUAUUAUAGAAGGCAGUAAGCCAAUAACUCGCGAUGAACCCACCGACGAGGAAAACUUGCAAUUUUUGAUAAAACUCAUUCAAAUGGUGCGAUCUGAUUUACAAAGAGGAAUGGAAUAUUUUGAUAAACACUUUUAUCAAAAAUUGAGAAUAAAUUAUUCGGAUAUUCUCUUCAAGUUUUAUGAUUCAAAUUUAUAUGAAAUUUGUAAGAAAAAUGUCGAAUCCGUUUGUGCUCAUAUUAAAAGACUGGAAAUAACUGAGGACACGUUUGAGUUUUUAGAUCCGUUGGAUACCGAAUCUUUAAAUAUGGGGACAACACUUUUUGAACUCUAUCUUGUGCUGAAGAGGUUUAUCACCCUAGGUAGAUCAUUAUGUACGAAUUACGACCUAGCACUAGAACAAUUUUAUAUUUGGUUUAUGCCUGGUGUUACGCAUUGGCUUGAUAUUUCAAUUUUUAAAGCUUUGAAUCGUAUUGAGAGAGCUAUCGAAUUAGAUCUUUUACAAGCUGUGGACGACGCAGUGAAAUAUAGUUCAUCAGCCGUGGAUACCUUGGCAAUAUUUUAUCAAAUAAAAAUUUUCUGGCAGCAGUUAGAUUGGCCGGAUAUAGAAGGAUCAUAUACAUUUGUUGCAAAAAUCAUUAAUGAUGUUUGCCGCUGUUGUGUAUUUUAUUCCACUCGAAUGUCGCGACGUGUUGAAUCUCAAACAAAAGAUAACGACCUUUUUAUUGUUACUUCAGAGUGGUGCUUCGCCAUCAAUAACAUCGAUUAUGUCAGGCAAAGUCUACCCUCGUUCAUUAAGGAACUAGACGCAGAUGAUCUCAUAAAACGAAUUAGUGAUCUACGAACUAAUCUAGAUGCCGAUCGUUGUGCAUCAACAAUUAAAAGUUUAAUCGACAACGCUUUAGAUACGCAAAAAAAUCAAAUUUUGGAGCUUAUCAAUAUCGUUGCCAAACGAAUGGCACCAUCGAUUAAACGAUUUUUAGCUGAAGGAGCUGAAGUUUUACACAAAGAUUCAAAUUCUAUGGAAAAACUUAUGAUGUACAUGGAAUCUUCUUUGAAAACGUUGUACGACACGUUAAAUGAAGUUAACUUUGCCAGAAUCUUAGAUGCAAUUUGGAGUGAGCUUUCUAUUGUGAUGUACGACCUUAUACAAUCCAAUUUAGAUAAACGACGCCCGCCUUCUUUUUUUCAAAAUUUGAAACACACUUUAACAAUUAUGACCUCAUGUUUUAAAAUUGGAAAAAUUGUAACGUCAGAUGUUGAGGUAUUGAAGGAAAUUGAAAAAACAUUGGAUUUACAUGCCUUAGAAACGUCCGAUUUGAUUCAUCAGUAUUACAUCGAAUUGUUAGGAUAUCAGCGAAAUAUAACGAAAUCGGAAUUCGGACAACUCACUAUUAAAGCUAAUUUUACGGAAACAGGUUUAUUGCUCCAUAUCUUAAAUGGAAGAAAUUUGGUUCCAAUGGACCCGAAUGGAUCAUGUGAUUCUUUUGUUAAAAUACAGUUUUAUCCGACUAACAAAUUUUUAAAUGUGCAAUCGUAUAAAACAGCCGUGCAUAAUAAAACUCGAUUUCCUUUAUAUGACGAAAUAUUUAAAAUCAAUUUAACAGAAGAACAGCUUCUAAUGCACAACAGUAUCAUAUUGUUCAGCAUAAAGGACAAAGACCUCUUUGGUGUGACGAGCCAAUAUAUUGCAGAAUGCUACAUAACGUUUGCGGACUUGAUGGGAAAUGAAAAUGAGCAAAUUUUAAUGGAAUUAUCUCGGCCCCGAUUACUUGAAUCGGAAACUAUUCGGGCUUUGGAAUAUAGACUUGGAGAUAAACAGGCUCGAGAUUUUUUGAAGAAAUUAAAAAACAAAUCGUGAUAUUCAUAUAUUAGAACAUUGAUAAAGCGAUUUGAAAAACAAUGGAUAUAAACGUAAAAGAAGAAAGUUUGCUGAUAUAUUGUAUAUUGUAUUUAUUUAUAACUCACAGAUUAAAUAAAAAAUCUGGCUUCUGAUUUAAGAAAGGAAGAAAAUCAAAGACUUCAACGUAUCGUACACAAACAAAAUACAUGUGAAAUAUGUUUUGAGAUUAGGAACUUUUUUCACACCAACAAAAUACAUUGAACAAUCUUCGUUUUUGACUUUUCGAAACUUUGAUUACACAAACAAAAUACAUAGACCUUUUGUUUUUGUAUUUUUGCUACUACUGAGAACCAAAGAAGUUCUAUUCGCAAUUUGCCGGCAGCAUGGUCUGAUAGAAUGAAUAAAUGGACACUGAUGAAAAGACGGCUGAGAAGUCACCCACCAAGAACAGGUUUUGGAGUUAAAAACUAAGAUUAAAGAAAUUCGAAGCUCCAUUACUUGGGAAUAGUGUGAGAAGCUAGUGUAUUCUGUGGAGGAUCGACGUAGAGCAGUAAUAGUUGGAUACCCUAUGUACUAAAAAUGAACACUAUUUGACUAAUUUCCACACCUUUCAAACAAGGAUUUACUUUAUAU